AAUCAAUUUGAAGAUUUGAUGGCCAGAUUUGUGGAGUUCAAGCAGCCGAUCAGUCUCGAAGAACGAGUAGAAAGAUUGUUACGGGACAUUGCUGAUAUGGAAAACAGUGUAGAUGAAUUAACAGGUGUUCAAGCUGAAUGUUGCAAGCAAGCCUUAGAUCACACAAAUGAGAUCAACAGACGACUUGCUAUGGCAAAAACGGAUCUGGAAGAACUAACCGAAUCUGGAAAGAUGUUUGUGAAGGAGCAAAUUUUGACACCAAAUGCUGCACAAGUUUUAACAAAAAAAGCAAAUAAAUUAGAUGAAAAAUUACAAAAUUUAAGUGAAAGGAAUAUUGAGAUGGCAGAACGUUUGAAAAACUGUAUAUCAGUAUUAGAUGCGCUUAAUGGCGAUAUGAGGAAGUUGGAUGCCGUGUUCGAGAGUGUUGAAUCAAGAUUAAAUGCAUUUGUUCGCUCAGAAAGUAUUGAAACUGCAGAUGCAGAUCGAGCAACAUUAGAAGCAUUACUAGAUGAUUUGAAUAGAAGUGUGUCGUUGUUAUCAAAAGCAGAAAAUGCUGUGCAACGUUUAGCAUUAGACUCAUUCAAAGUGGAUGAAAGUAUAGUUGAACAAAGAAGACGUAGAGCUUUACGUCUGCAAGGAGAUUUACGAUCGUGGAUUGAUGCUGCAAAAUGCAUGAGUGAAGAUAAAGCAGCACUUUUACAACAAUUUGAACUUUUACAUGAGCAACUUAAGGAAACAUUGUCGAAAAUGGAAAAGAUUGAUAACUGCGAGGCAUUAUCAAUCGCUUUGGAGAGAUAUCGAGCAGAUAAAAAUGUGUUCAUCGAACGAUAUCGUCGAUUGUUAAGGUCUGAUCCUGAAGUGGAAGCAAAAUUUUCAGUGAUCCUUUCUGAAAUUGAAAAACGUUGGAAUGAGAUGGAAAAGAAGUGCCAGAAAGCUCGAAGUAUCUCCCCCGGGGGUCCUUCACCUCCACAGCUACGUCAUGCUAAUGUUAAAGGUGGCUUUCGAGAUCAGAUUAAUCUCUUGCGCGAUUUGUAUAAAAUUGCUAAUGAUUAUCUCGAUUUUCGACGUUUUCCAGUCUCAUCUGUGAACGAAUGGUCGAAGCGUAUUCAAGAUGUUGAAGAGUGGCUUGUUGAUUAUACGGAAAGACUGAAAGGAGCAAUCGAAGAAGGUCGACGUCUGGCAAGCACUGGACGUAUGGAACUUGAGGUUCAUGGCGCUAUAGAUAGUCUUGAUGAAGUGGUUGACUUGGCUAAUCAGGUGGAAGGAGCUGUAAAUGAAAACAAAACAAAAUUAUUAUCUGUAGAAGCUAAAGCUGAAGCAUUGCAAAGUGAUAUCAACAUGAUUGACGAUGUCAUUGACAAACUUGCAUCUCGUGACCUCGACGAACCAAGCAUUGCUAAUGCGACUCAACUUGACUUAUUGGAUCGACAGACACAGUUAGAUCAUUUGCAGCGAAGAAGUGACGAUAUUCACAGCUGUCUUCCCGGGACAUCCAUUAAUCAAGCGAAUACGUUAAUGGAUGGAAUAUUGGAUAAAGUCCGAGAUUUAGAAGAGAAAAUUAAUGCAUCGAUUAAAAGCGGAAAAGAAAAAAUAAAAGUAGUAAUGGAAAAAGAGAAAAAACCCCGAAGAACACCUUCAGGAGAGCAAAAGGAGUCAGACAUCAUCUCGACCUCUAGCACUGGUGGACAAUCCCUUGCUCUCGAAAUUAAAUUUGAGGAUACGGAGGACGAACAAAGUCGAAACACAGAGCUGAACAAAACCGGAUCGAGUGGCUCUGAACCUCUAGCAAUGAAAAUCAACGUAAUUGAGGAUCGUGAUCCAGUCUGGAGUGUGUACACUGAGAUGGAUAAGAUUGAAGAAGAACUUUCUGGCCCUGAUCCUUUUCCAUUCAAAAAUUUACUCAAAAAAAAACAAAAAUUACAGAAAAUAGACGAAAGUUUUGAUAAGGUACAGCAAGCAAUAGAUGAUGCGCAGAUGACUAUGGAUUUGAUGGAGAAUGAAGCAGCACGGGAACGUCUUCAAAAACUUCGAGAAUGCAAAAUUCGUCAGAAAAAAGAAAUAGAUGAAAAGUUAGAAGCACGAAGUAGCUUUGAGGAAAAUAUGAAGAUCAGUGCAGAAUUGCUAAUUGAAAUGGAGAAGGCGCUAGCUGCACUAAACGAGCGGAAAAAGUCGCCCGAAUUAGAAGAAUUGCAAAGUUUGACGAUAUCUAUAGAAGAUCGCUUGCAACGAGCAUUAGCUCAGAUACAAUACACUUCACUUAAGGCAGAACCAAUACUAACACAAAUUGAUGAAAAAGAAGCUGACGAGAUACGUGACCGUUUACGUAAUAUCGGUGAACAGUGGAAACAGUAUGAAGAUAUGAUAAGAGAAAAAAGGCGUAGACUAGACGAACGCUUUGCAGAUGAAUCAGAAUUGAACGAUGAAAUGGAACUGCUUCAGUUUUGGUGCGAUGAAGCGGAAACAGAGUGUGCUUUUGCUGUCAAUCCUUUAAAUUUGACUACUUUGUUCGAACUUGCAUCGAAAUUAGAGGCUAGCUUUACUUUCUUACUCCAAAGAAAUUCCCUUUUUCACACACAAUUAAUUGAUCCGGCGGCAAAACAUCGAAUACGUAGGGCUGUUUCUGAAAUGGGCAAACGUGUUACUUCGGUACGAAGUUUAUUACGUGAUCGCAAACUAGAAAUCGAUGAGCUCGUGAAUAAUGCUAGGACUUUUGAAGAUAAUUUAGAAAAACUGCACAAAUUUUGCGAAUUAACUGAAAAAGCAAUUCAAUUGCAAACUGCAUUCAUGAAAGUAGAAAAUGCAACAAUUUAUGUACCUUCUGGUGCUGAUUUGGACUAUGUACGAUCUCAUGAGGUAGAAAUUUCUGAACUGGCAAAAAGAGUGGAAGAUCAGUGGAAUGAGGCGUGCUCCAAGGAUUCAGCACCUGAAGAACACCUGAAAAUAAUUGUGCUAGAAGUCUUACAUCGAUGGGCUGAAGACAAGGAAAAGUUGGCAGCAACAGCUUCGUUGCCAACUUUGGCACAUGAUUCAACUUUAGCUACUAACUCAGAACUGGCAGCGCAAGAAGAAUCAGCAAGUGAAGCACAAACAGCUCUGUCUAGCAUCAAUGAAGAAAGAGAAUCAAAUAUUGUCAACGAAUAUGGUAUUCUAAAUGAGUCUCUUUCCGCUGUGCCAGAGGAACCUCAGACGGUCGGGCUCUCUCCACGAGAGCGUCUUCUGAUGGAUAGUGUAGUACACACGGGACAUUGGCUCACCGAGACGGAACGUGAUGCAUCUCUUACCGUUGACUUGGCGGACUUGGACGGCAUACGUAGCGCAAUUAAUCAAAUGCAGUCUUUCAUUGAUCAGCUCAAAAUGCGACAUUUGGAUUUGAUUCGAAUUUUGGAUGAAAGUCAAACUCAGAUAGUAAGGGGAAAAACUGAGGUGAUGGCAGCUGAAUGUAAUAAAGUUUUGGGUGAGUGUCAACGAAGAAAGACAACUUUGAAUAAAAUGUUGGAGGAAAGUCGAGUUUGGGACCAGUUAAAAAAUUCAGUUGCGUCUUGGCUUAACGAUGCUCAAGAAAAAGUAAUUGAUGGAAGCAAAGUUAGCAGAGCCGAUGAGAAGAUUCUCAAACAAGAUCUUGCAGAAAUUCAAAAAAUAACUGAAAAAUCAGCUGAGAUGAAAAAAAUGAUGGAUGAAUUAAAUGAACGUAGUAAUGCUUUAUUGGAUCAUUAUCGUGCUGAUGAAGGCCACAACUUAUCUCAUACGAUCUCGAAAUUAAAUGCUUUGUGGAGCAAAUUUAACGACAAUGUUCGCAUUCGUCGAGCAGUGCUAGAAGCAGCACUUCGAGCACGAAGCGAUUUCCAAUCGGCACUGAAGCAAUUGGAGGAAUGGAUGGAUAGCGUGGAAGAAUCGCUAACAGAACUCAAUGAUGGCACUGCCAACAUUCAAGUAUUGAAAGAUACUGUCAAGCGCAAGAAAUGGAUUGAAGACGAGAAGAAUGUUCGGGUUGAUAUGGAUGCUCAUAAAAGUAUUGUUGGAUCAGUAGAAGAAAUGGGUGCUCAGCUAAUACGUCGAGUAGAAGAUUCUAAGGAACGUGAACGUUUGAGAGAACGUUUAUCUCAUGUUAGCAUUCGAUGGCGACAUUUAUUAGGAUUAGCAGAUGCUAUCAAAACUCGCCUGCUGAAUGCUCAAGAAGAAUGGGAAAAAUUGUUCACGCAAUUAGCCGACAAUCUAUUUUGGAUUGAAGCUGAAUGUAAGGCAUUACUUGAUGAGCAGCCUGUUGGAGGUUCACUUGCUCGAGUUCAGGAACAAACAGAGUUCAUUCAGAAACUUGAACAAGAAAUGAAAAUUCGUCAGCGUGAGAUAGACAAAUGCAUCACUUUGGCUCAUAGUUAUUUGAUGCAGCAUGAUUUGCGACCACGUAUGCGAAGCACCAGCGUGUUAGCAGCCGACACAGAAAACGAUGAUGAAAACAAUGAGCUACGUCGUGUUGGUAUUCAAAUCAAAUCAGAUAGUGAUCGGUUAGGUCAAAAGUGGGUUGAACUACGAGAACAGCUUGAUGCUUGGGCUCGAAUUAUCGCUGAUGCGCACUCAAAGAUGGAGAAGUUGGCUGCAGCUAUUGCAGAGUGUCAGCUAGCUCUUUCAAAUAUGGAAGAACGGAUGGAAAAGCUCAGACCUGUAGAAGACUUGAGACUAGAUGAACUUCCAAUGGCAGUUGACGAGAGCGAAGAGUUGAAGGAGUAUUUGGCUCGGACUCGGAUUUAUAUCGAUGAUGCAAAUGACUGGAGUUGCCAGUUAUUAGCUUCUGAUGUUGACUUAGCCUCUGAGCCAACUACACAACUCAGAUCUAUCAAUGAGAGGAUUGCAAAAUUGAAAUCGGAUCUGCGUGUCCGAGUAGCUGCUCUUGACCGUGCUAUGAUGGAUUUUGGCCCUUCAAGUCAGCAUUUUCUAAUGAAUAGUGUACAACCGCCCUGGCAACGAGCUGUCUCAGCAACUAAUCAUUUGCCUUAUUACAUCAAUCAUGAAACAGAAGUUACUCAGUGGGAUCAUCCUGCAAUGGUUGAAAUUAUGGAGGAGUUAACAACAUUUAAUCAAGUAAAAUUUAGUGCGUAUCGAACAGCUAUGAAAUUGCGAGCAGUUCAAAAACGAUUUUGUUUGGAUUUGUUAAGUUUGGAAGAGGUGGACGCAAAGAUGAACUCAUUGAACUGUUCUUGGAGUGAGGGAUAUUUGUCUAUGAAAGAUGCCAUUAUGUGCUUAGUACCACUGUUUGAAAGUGCACAAGAAAAGUAUCCAAAAUUAAUACAUUCCAUACCUUUGGCUGUUGACUUAUUACUCAAUUUCGUUCUGAAUGUCUUCGAUCCAGCACGCGAUGGUGUAUUACGAACAUUUUCAUUUCGUGUGUUACUUAUUGCCCUUUGCAAUUCAAAUUUGGAAGAUAAAUAUCGUUAUCUGUAUCAGUUAAUAGCCAGCAGUGAAGGUGUCGAUCAAAAGAAACUUGCUCUCUUGCUGUAUGAUAUCAUUCACAUUCCGAAAUUUUUUGGCGAAGCCGCAGCAUUUGGAGGUUCAAAUGUAGAGCCAUCAGUGCGAUCGUGCUUUGAAAUUGCAAAAUACCCGAGAUCUAUUUCUAUAGAUGAAUUUUUAGAUUGGUUAAAAAAAGAGCCUCAAAGUAUCGUUUGGUUACCAGUAAUGCACAGAUUAGCAAGCGCAGAAUUUGCCAAACAUCAGGCUAAAUGUAAUGUAUGCAAAAUGUUUCCAAUAAUUGGCUUACGGUAUCGCUGCUUACGAUGCUUCAAUGUCGAUGUCUGUCAAAAUUGCUUUUUCAGUCAGAGGCUUGCGAAAAAUCAUAAAUUAUCACAUCCAAUGCAAGAAUAUUGUCUACCUACGACAUCAGGUGAAGACGUACGUGAUUUCGGCAUGAUAGUGAGAAAUAAGCUACGAUCAAAAAGUAAAACGCGAAUAGGUUAUUUACCUGUACAAACAGUUGAUGAAGGACCUCCUCUUGAAACUAACAAUGUUACACCUCUUAAUCCUGCCACUGAACCCAUCCAUUACCGCAUUCAGCUUUGUGCUAGGAGAUUAUGGCGGGCACGAGGAGAUGAUAAUACACUUGUAUUUCCGGUUUCACAUGAUAUAGGCGAAGAGGUACGUACAAGUAUGAUGGAAUUAAAGUCACCUUUGCAACUCUUAUCCCAAGUGGAACAAAUGCACAAGGAAGAGUUGGAUCAAGUGCUACACAAAUUGCAACAUGAAAAUAGAGAGCUAAAAAAGGAAAUUGAAAGACGGAAAAAGUAUGACACAACAUUAAGUUCGACACCAAAUCUGACUCGUGGUGGUGGUACAGCGAUGUCAUGUAAUGGCACUGACAAUAUUGGAACUGGGCGAUCGGUACCUUCACUCUCCAACUCAGGAGAUGACCAGUUAUUGAGAGAGGCUUAUCUAUUACGGCAACAUAAAGAACGAUUAGAGCAACGAAGUCGUAUACUGGAAGAGCAAAAUCGACAACUUGAAAUCCAACUUGCUAGGUUACGAACGGUCAUCGCACAGCAACAAAAUGCUGACCGAGAAAGUAAAGAAGGCGGUGGAGAAGAAUUGGAAUCAAGUAUAGUAUCAGUAGAAGAAGACGAAGGAAUUGAGUACGAUACACGGCCAAAUCGUAUGAAUUCGUUGAUCGCUUCUGUAGAUCAAUUAGGUCGUGCGAUGCAGUCCUUUGUCGUAUCUGUUGUCAAUGAAAGUGAAGAUACUAACGAAGAUGAAGAUGAGCUGACAAUUGCUGAAGUACAUUAA
Thelazia callipaeda (thelaziosis nematode) is the source of this 6765-nucleotide messenger RNA. The record is from the annotation of a GenBank genome assembly. NCBI's taxonomy places the organism in Eukaryota, Metazoa, Nematoda, Chromadorea, Rhabditida, Thelaziidae.